GCAGUGGCGCCGUACACUCCGCCAUUGAGGGACCCACGAUCAGGAGGAAAGGGUCAGAGAGGCACUUCGACAAGCAGCAGCUGCACGUUUUCUCCAGUCUCCAACCUCAACUUUGGCUUGAGAUACCGUUUUUAACGCGUGACUCUCGCUCUCCCCGUGGAUGAUUUUGUAUGACGGCGGCGUGUAUCGUCUCCACCGAGGAACGCGUGUGUGUGUGUGUGUGUGUGUGUGUGUGUGUUUUUUUUUUUUUGUUUUUUUUUUUUAAACCAGAUUCUAGAAGUAACGGGCAGCGGAGAACCUGAGCUAGCGGCGGCUAUAGCGAGGCUACAUAGCAGGCUAGCUGCGUUAGCUAGCGACCUGGCUAGCUGCACACGAGCUGAGCAUUGCUCGGUGGUGGGGCUUUUUUUGGGGGGGGGGGCGUAGUGCCUACAGUGUCGUUUGAUGGAUCCGAGAAUCGCCUGGUUUCAACCAGAACAACGUGGACCAGCUAACAACCUGUGGAUGCAGAUCUGGGAGACGACACAGGGGCUCGGGUACUUGCAUGUAAAUAACAGCUACACCACUGGAUCUCAGAGCACGUCGAGCCUGAAAGCGACCGUCAACGGAGCGCCGGGAGCCGUCCUCACCAGCAGAAACGGAGCACUUGACUCAAACACCGGUAGCGGUGAAGCUAGGACUCAGGGGAUGUCGACCUCAAUGGGGAACGGAGAAAUAGCGGAGCAGCGGGACUUUAUACCACUGGAAACCAAUAGCAACCACAACAACCGAGCCGCUGGCAGGGGCGGUGUCGGCGGAGGGGGCCAGCAGCAGCAGCAGCAGCAGCAGGGCAGCGGGGUCGCCGUGCUUUGGAGGGGGCUAACGGACGGACACCCCAACAAAAGGAAAAGAGACAACAAAGCUAGCACUUUCGGAUUCAAUUCCAGCCUCUUGAACAGUGGCAGCGGCCCCAACACGGGAGGAUAUGACGGUUACACGGGCACGCCAUGGAAAGUCAGGAACUACUCAGAAGGAAUUAUCGGGUUACACGAGGAGGUCAAUGACUUCUAUGAUUACAUCUCCCCGCGGCCUGAGGAGGAGAAGAUGAGACUGGAGGUGGUGGACAGAAUCAAGGGAGUCAUCCACGACCUGUGGCCCAGUGCUGAGGUCCAAGUGUUCGGGAGUUUCAGCACUGGACUUUAUUUGCCAACAAGUGAUAUCGACCUGGUCGUUUUUGGGAAGUGGGAGACUCUUCCACUCUGGACGCUGGAAGAAGCUCUCAGGAAGAGGAAUGUUGCAGAUGAGAACUCCAUCAAGGUUUUGGACAAAGCCACGGUUCCCAUCAUCAAACUGACCGACUCCUUCACUGAGGUCAAAGUGGACAUCAGCUUCAAUGUGAAGAGCGGUGUUAGAGCUGCCUGGCUCAUCAAGGAGUUCAAAGAGAAAUACCCUGUGCUGCCUUACCUGGUUCUGGUCCUGAAGCAGUUUCUACUGCAGAGGGACCUCAAUGAAGUUUUCACCGGUGGAAUCGGCUCCUACAGUCUCUUUCUCAUGGCUGUCAGCUUCCUGCAGCUUCACUACAGGGACGACGUGUGCAGUCCCAACAUCAACAUCGGCGUUCUGCUCAUCGAAUUCUUCGAGCUCUACGGUCGCCACUUCAACUACCUGAAAACGGGUAUCAGGAUAAAAGAUGGCGGUUGCUACGUUGCCAAAGAUGAGGUCCAGAAGAACAUGAUGGAUGGCUACAGGCCCUCCAUGCUCUACAUUGAGGACCCACUGCAGCCAGACAACGAUGUUGGUCGGAGUUCAUACGGUGCCAUGCAGGUGAAGCAGGCAUUCGACUACGCCUAUGUGGUGCUCAGCCACGCCGUGUCACCCAUCGCCAAGUACUAUCCCAAUAACGAGACGGAGAGCAUACUUGGCCGAAUAAUCAGAGUAACGCAGGAAGUGGAUGAAUACAGGGAAUGGAUCCGAAAGAACUGGGGGAGCCCGUCUCAGAAUGAUGUGCCACUCAACAGAAAUGACGUCACGCUGUUUGAGUCCCAGCAGCUCGACGAAUGCAACAACAACGUUCCGGACGACGACGAUGAAGAUGUUGUCGUAGUUGUGCCGUCGGUCCAAAACAGCAAAACCUCCUCCAACUCCUCGUCUCCGUCUCCUUCACUGCGCUCCUCUCCCUCCUCUUCUCCACUGUCGCCUUCUUGCACGUCCUCAACCUCCAGCUGCAGCGAUGCGGACUCUGACGGCACGCCGUGUAAGACAGCCAAGCAGCAGCCUGGCCGGGGCUCCAGCGCCCACAGAGAAAAGUCUGCCGUCGUCAAUAAUCACAGAACACAGAGCCACACUACCAGCACUCCAUCUGGAAGCAACAAGGGAGGAAAGGCCAGGAUGUCCCGUUCUCACCAGAAGAGCGGCCACCAUGGGCAGCAGAGCUCCUCCUCCAGCACCAAAAGUCAUCCGAGCAACAAGCCACACCACCAGGGCAACAGCAAGAAGAGGAAAAAUGUGCGAGACUCUACACAGGAAGACCUCUGCAGAUAGGGGUGACCUCACUUGUCCCCACCCCUCGGACCCCAACCCCCACCCCGUCCUUGUCUGCAACUGACUGACUGUCCUGUCCCACUUCUGCUGCCAGACUCCAGCCUCGGGAGGUUGUUAGAAGUAUUAAAACAUCUAUACUAUCUGUCUCUGUUGAGCUUUUCGGGGUGACGAGCACCGAUUUCUAGCAGGAAAAAAAAAAAAAAAAAAAAGAACAAAAAAAGAAUUGUCAUAGGAAAUGGGGUUUAAUUUCUUGGACCUAAACUGAAAUCACAAAGGAUAAAAUGCUCAUUUGCUUCCCAACAGCUUCUUUUACAGGAGUGGUUUGUUCUCCUCACAGCCAGCACCCUACACAACAUGCCUCUUGCGCCUCCUGCUGUACAGGAAUAGACAGUUCGGGUGUCUGGAAUCAACUCUGGAGCAAUACCUGGAACUGCUGGCUGGAAAAUAGGAUCAAAAAUUUUAUCAAAAGAAAAAAAAAAAGGAGAAAAAGGCAAAUGGCUUAAAAUGUACAAAAAGAAAAAUGUUAUGUUGAACUUAAGAAAAAUGUGCACAGAUUUUUAAGAUGGUAACUUACAAAUGCAAUCAGUAAGAGUGGGACAUAACUUAUGCAUGAGAAUUUUUUUUUUGUUGGUUGAUUUUUCUGUUGGUUUAAUCUGUUUUGUUAUGUCUAAAAACAGGUUAUACAAAGAUUUGUACAAAAAAUGCAUACGCAGAAAAAGGUAAAAAAAAAAAAAAAAAUACAAUUAAGAAGAAAUGUUUCAUAUUACCUUUUUACAAGAUAUACCGAUUGAAGACAUGUAAACGUGCACAUCUUGUGCCCGCAGCUUUCUGGCCAAAGCCGAGAGCUGGUUCGGGUCCCAUUGCCAACAACAUAAAUCAUCAGCAUCUACUUUUACUCCUGGUUGCUCUCUGUGAGUUUGCUACAGUGUUAACAUUUAGCCUUUAGUGAGCCACUGCUCACAAUACAGCCCUAUAGACGCCUGGGUGGAGCCUGUCCUCUCACCCAGCUCAAAUAGCACAGCCACAACAGUGUAGAGGCUUUAAGACUACAGGUUUAAAUUAAUAAGGGGUGAUAAUGGUUUUAUUCUAAAAUCCGACACUUGAAAAGAAAAAAAGAAAAGAAAAAAAGAUGUGUUAACGAUACAACUGUGGGUGAUAAUCUGUUUCUUUGGUAAUUUACCCACUGCGUAUUUGUUAAAUGUAUUUAUUUUUUAUUAAUUAUAUGAAUAUAGUAUGGAUAUAUGUAUUAUUAACAUUAGAGCCCAUAUAUUUGAGUCCUAUAUUUGAAAUAGGAUCUGUUGCGGGGAGGUGGGGUGGGAACAGGUAUAUUCAGGUACAGUAAAAUACCACCUUUUAUUAUUUCAUUGGGGAUUUAUUUUCCUUUUUUUUUUUUUUUCAUUCAGUGACAGUUGAGUGACCAAGUUACUUUGGAAGGUUUGAGAGACCGUUUUACAAGUUCUCGGUGAGAAUUUCGUUUUAAUAUGUGGCUGGUCUACUUACUCUAAAAGGGAGCUGAUUUUUUAUUUUAUAUGAUAAACUAUCACAGCACCACACACUUCAAAUAUGUCAAUCCUCCCUCCCCCCCAUUGUCAUUGCAGUACAACAACUUACCUGUAGAUGGAGUCAUCGCUCCAAGUCUGAACCCACAGAAUUUGAGCUUGUAUACUGCAUUUUUUUUUCCUCAGUGUUUUAUUUUGGUUUAUCUCUGCGUUAUUAUUAUUUUUUGUUGUUGAUUUGACUGAUAAUAUCCUGAUACUUCCACUGAAUGAGCAGCUGCACCUGGAUAAAACCUGUUGAGCUGAGUGCUUUGCUGGAGGGAGUAACACACCAAAGCACACCACAAACCUCUUAUUGUCUCUCUCCUGAUGUGACGACGACAACAACAACAACAAAAAGAAAUCACCCCCACAGUAAAAUCAAACAAGGAGCCAGCAAUAACAGCCACCUUACAUCAUGUAUCGUUACUGUACUGCAGCUACAGGAUGUCACGCUCGCUUGCUGGGCAACUCUAAUCUCCUGUGUUGAGAUGGUGAAGCACAUUUGAUAGAAGUCCUUGCGAUUACUUGGGUGUUGCAAAGUUGAAAGUACGGUUUCUUUUCCCCACCUCCACCACCAUCACCUCCCGUUCCUCAGAGCUACAAGUUGCGGUUUAAAUGCAGUAUAUAAGCGCUGGUCUUGUGGUAGACUGACGAAGGAGAAAAAAAAAAAGGUGAACUAAAGUUAGCCGUGCCAUCUUUGAAUGUCCACUGACCAUUUCUCGUCACUGCAGGAAGGCUUUCGAACCCAACUGUACUCAUCUGAAACGUUGUUUCUCUGCAGCUAUUUACAAUUCAUGCAAUAAAAACAGUACAAUUUAAAAAAAACAAA
Molecule: messenger RNA, 4884 nt
Organism: Acanthopagrus latus (yellowfin seabream)
Lineage: Eukaryota; Metazoa; Chordata; Actinopteri; Spariformes; Sparidae
Gene: tent4b
Product: terminal nucleotidyltransferase 4B
Exons: 12
Coding region: 442-2517 (691 amino acids)
Biological process (GO): RNA 3'-end processing
Cellular component (GO): TRAMP complex; nucleolus
Molecular function (GO): poly(A) RNA polymerase activity; mRNA binding
Source: RefSeq, a predicted model, not a curated record